AUGGAGUCAACGGACAUUGUCUUGUCACCGUCCGUGGUGAUGCGUGUAGGUCCUGAAAAUAUCCGUUCAAUUAUUCUAUCAAAAGAGAAGGAAUUGCAUGAUAUUAAUGCGUAUCGUAUAUGUACAUUAGAGACUCUACUACGUGAUAAAGAAAGAGCUGCUAAGACAGCAGAAGAAAGGCUUUGGAAGCUACAAGAGGAUUCUGACUACAAUUUGAAGCUCUUGGAAGGACGAGACGAGGAGUUGGCACGGAUUCAUGCUCAGUGUGACUUGCUCAAGAACAGUCUGAAGGAUAGAAAGACUGAAGUAAGUGAGAGUAGAGAGAGAGAAGUAAAGAGUCAAGCAGAGCUGCAAAUUGCCGAAGAACGAGGACAGGAGCUCCAGUUGCUGUACCAAGAGAAGCUACGGGAUGCUCAUAUUCAAGUCACAACGUGCAAAUUGGACGGCGACGACGACGACGACUUGAGAAGCCAACACGAGGACGUUUUAGAGACUCAAAGACGCAAUUUUGAGCAAAAAUUGAGAGAAAAAGACGACGAGAUGGAGAGACAACGGAGAGAGCUGACAGUGACGUUUGACAACGUCAUGAGACAACGGGAGACGGAGUUGAAACGAGAAAGUGAGGAGCUACGGACAAAGGUGCGAGAAGUAGAGCUGAAGAACAAGGCAUUGAUCGAAAACACCGAUGCACAAUGUGCAAGAGUGGAAGAAGUGAUGACGAAGAAUGAAAAGAUGCAGCAGGUGAUGGACGAGAAUGACAAGAAAAUGAAGGUCUUGGAGUGGACGGUGGCGGAUGUAAAAGCUGCGAAAGAGACCAAAGUGGAAGAGCUGGAAAACAAAGUGGCGAAGUUGGUUGAGGUGAAGCAGCAACUACUGGUUGAUCAUGAAAGCAAGACGGCGGACGUGUCACAACUGCUGAACUCAGUACAGAAUGCGUUCGUGCAGCAGAAGACACAGCAUGAUGAAAUACUACAAUGUCUUUUGGAGCGGAAGAAAAGCGGCAUGCAGGAAGCAGACACUAGGAGCGAAGCGAAGCUAAUAAUGCUUGAUGAACACUUACGUGAAAAGGUGGAGGUUUUGCAAACUGAGCUGAAGCAUGUUAAGCGGGAUGCGGAUGACAAAUUGAAGGACAUGGAAUGCGAGGUGAAACGUGUACAGAGUGCACUGCAGGAACUGGAAGGCGAAAAAUUUCGGAACUGUACUGGCGACCAUGAGGCUCAACCGCUUCAUAAAAGAUUGCAAGAGUCAGCAAGACAGAUAGCCUUGUUGCGAGAGAGAAACGAUUGUUUGUUCCGUGAGAAGGAAGCAGUAGAAGAGCGGAUGUUUUGCGCUGAAAAUGAAGUGCAACGGCUGCGCUCUGAGUUGCUUUUAUCACGGAAGGCAAGUGCGCUUGUGACGACCUCUUUCGACUCUCAGCAUGUAGCGGCUGCGGCCAGUUCGGCUACCCGCAUAUCUUUGGAGUCUGUAGCAGCCGCUCCCUCACGUCUUUGUAGUGAUGCUUCGGGUACACUUUGUCCAUUACCUCAUGUGUCACCGCAUCGAACGAAAGUGUCACUACUACGGCCCAAAGCAAUUGCAGCGAGAAGCGCCAAUGCGAUCGAGACGAAGAACGCAAAGUUGCGAGAAUUGAUUCAGCACAUGAAGCAAUCACUGAUUCAGCAAGCAGAAGAGCUGGAAGCACUUCCGCGACGAGCUGGUGGCAGUCAAAGUACCUUUACACCGAAUGUGGAUCUACUUGAAGCGGAAGAAGGUUGUGUUGCAGUCGCGACACAAGACAAAAGCUCUGGUCCUGACAGCAGUAUCUCUCUGCAGCAUGAGAGCUGUAAGAGGGAGCUUGCUGAAGCAAAGCAAUCCGUCAAGAGAAAAAGCAAGCAGAUUGUCGAGCUGGAAUCUUACAUCAGAGAGAUAGAGAGGGUACGGGAGACAGAGUCGCAAUGGCAAAGCAGGCAUGCUGCUGUGGAAGCUCAACUAACCGAUCUAAAUCGGAAGCUUAGCGACGCAAAUUGUGAUAUUGAUCGUCUUGUUAGGGAUCGCAGUCAGCUAAUGGAGCUGAGCAACCAGUUACGUGCUGAUUUACAACGGAAUACUAAUGACGCAGGAGCAAGAUGGCCAACUGUUUGCGUCGACUUUGCAGGCAAGAAAGAUUACGACAACUUGAUUGCAGUGCUGACGCAGUCAUUAGAGGAGUCGCAGAGCUACAACAAGACAUUGAGGAAGGAGCUUCAUCGGAUGAUAACAUUGCAAGUCCAGCUUCACCGAGAGCGAGAGUCUUCAAGCAUAGAGACUGACGAUUGCAAUGCGACGAGGAUGUCGAAGCUCGAACAUUAUUCACGGAUGGCAAGUAGAGAAAAUAUCGAUAAUAGCCGUUGA
Messenger RNA from Peronospora belbahrii, 2370 nucleotides. NCBI's taxonomy places the organism in Eukaryota, Oomycota, Peronosporomycetes, Peronosporales, Peronosporaceae. The record is from the annotation of a GenBank genome assembly.